Molecule: messenger RNA, 291 nt
Organism: Rotaria sp. Silwood1
Lineage: Eukaryota; Metazoa; Rotifera; Eurotatoria; Philodinida; Philodinidae
Source: the annotation of a GenBank genome assembly
AUGGGUCUUGUUUAUGAUGAACAGAAGAAAUACAUGAAAGCAUUGGAAUUUUAUCAAAAAUCAUUGAGUAUUCGUCAAAUAUUUCUUCCUGCACUACAUCCACAUAGUGGACAUUCACAUAAUAAUAUUGGUGCUGUUUAUCAUCCCUUAGGUAAUUAUGAUCGAGCAUUGAAACAUUAUCAAUUCUCACUUGAUAUAAAAUCUAAAUCUCUUCCUUCUGAACAUCUUUCUAUUAUUGUUACACUUGAAAAUAUUGGUAUUUUACAUGAAAAGAAAGGAGAUUUUCAAUAA